This is a messenger RNA of Merops nubicus (carmine bee-eater), 426 nucleotides long. RefSeq names its product putative protein TPRXL. Lineage: Eukaryota; Metazoa; Chordata; Aves; Coraciiformes; Meropidae. The annotation marks the transcript as partial. The transcript is spliced from 3 exons. The record is from RefSeq and is a predicted model, not a curated record.
GUUCAAGGCAACCCACCUCCAAACAAGCCAGAAAACACAUCAUCCGCCUCUACAGAGUCACCUACACCUCAAGGGACCACCCUGAGCAACCCAUCACCCACCCCCACAUCAGCUCACCUGGCUCAGCAGGUCAGCUCUUCCAGCAGCUCCAUAGCCCCAACAAUCAACCCUGCUGCAGCCCCCAGUGCCACCCAGAAGGAGAUUAGCCCUUCGGCCAACGUGGCAAGCUCUCCAGUCCAGGGACCGGUCUCUUCUACCAGAGCUGGAAGCAUGAACACUUCUAUCACCACUUCUGUUCCAUCUGUGGCCCACUCCACUAGUAAAGCACCUCUGUCUUCACCAACGGGCAGCACCGGCAAGGUCAUCUGCAAAGAACAGGUGCUAAAAAAUCAGCCCACCCUGUACCUGAAGGAAGCUAAAAGCUGU